This is a messenger RNA of Rhododendron vialii, 2523 nucleotides long. Its product is annotated as transcription initiation factor IIF subunit alpha. Gene Ontology annotation, cellular component: nucleus; transcription factor TFIIF complex. The transcript has 8 exons. Bases 164 to 1501 code for a protein of 445 amino acids. Gene Ontology annotation, biological process: positive regulation of transcription elongation by RNA polymerase II; transcription initiation at RNA polymerase II promoter. The record is from RefSeq and is a predicted model, not a curated record. NCBI's taxonomy places the organism in Eukaryota, Viridiplantae, Streptophyta, Magnoliopsida, Ericales, Ericaceae. Gene Ontology annotation, molecular function: DNA binding; TFIIF-class transcription factor complex binding; RNA polymerase II general transcription initiation factor activity.
CGCCAGGGAGGGAGAGGGGACAUUCUCCCGUGAAGUAGAAUUUACAUUCUUCAACACGGUAUUUCAGUUGAGGAUCAAAUUCUAGGGUUUUUGCCGGUAAUCGUCGCUUUAUAUAUCCAAUUUCUACACGAUCAGAACCAGACGAAAUCGAUUAGGAAGAGAGAUGUCGUUUGAUUUGCUGCUGAAGCCGUCGUGCAGCGGCUGCGGAUCGUCCAAGGAUCUAUACGGAAGCAACUGCAAGCACUUGACUCUCUGCUUGUCAUGCGGCAAAACAAUGGCCGAGAACCAUGCUAAAUGCUACGAGUGUGGCGCCACCAUCACCCGAUUGAUUCGGGAAUACAAUGUUCGGGCAUGUUCUAGCAACGACAAGAACUACUUCAUUGGUAGGUUUGUGACAGGUCUACCAAGUUUUUCAAAGAAGCAGAGUGCUGAGAAUAAGUGGUCUAUCCAGAAAGAAGGACUUCAGGGUCGUCAAGUGACUGAUGCUUUGCGGGAGAAGUACAAGAAUAAACCUUGGCUAUUGGAGGAUGAAACUGGCCAAUUUCAGUACCAUGGUCAGCUUGAGGGUGCACAAUCAGCAACCUACUACCUACUAAUGCUGCAGGGAAAGGAGUUUGCUGCUAUUCCUGCAGGCUCUUGGUAUAACUUCAAUAAAGUUGCACAAUAUAAGCAACUUACCUUGGAGGAAGCAGAAGAGAAAAUGAAGAACAGAAGGAAAACUGCAGAUGGGUAUCAAAGAUGGAUGAUGAAAGCAGCAAACAAUGGAGCUGCUGCAUUUGGUGAAGUUGAGAAGUUUGAUGAUAAGGAGAGCGGAGCUGGUGGUGGAAGGGGACGUAGGAAAACCAGUGGUGAUGAGGAGGAGAACAAUGCUUCAGAUAGGGGAGAGGAAGACGAAGAAGAGGAGGAGGCGAGGAAAAGUAGACUUGGACUGAACAAAAGAAGUGGCGAUGAUGACGAAGAAGGUCCAAGAGGAGGUGACCUUGAUAUGGAUGAUGAUGAUGCUGAGAAGGGUGACGAUUGGGAGCAUGAAGAAAUUUUCACCGAUGAUGAUGAAGCUGUUGCUAUUGAUCCUGAGGAACGAGAAGACUUAGCCCCUGAAAUCCCAGCACCUCCGGAAAUUAAGCAGGAUGAAGAGGAUGCAGAGGAUGAGGACAACAAUGAGGAUGAGGUGAAACCGUCGAAAGAAGAAAUUGCACUUACUUCGAAAAGUAGCGUGCGCUGCAUGCUUACAAAAGUUGCAGCACAAUCAUCUUCGAAAACUACGUCCACUGCAUCAUGUGCUGGACCUUUCACAGAACAUGAAAUCUGGGCAGUCUUAAUGCGAAAGACUCCUGUGACCACGCGGGACCUUGUUGCUAAAUUUAAAUCCAGAUUGAAAAGAAAAAGAGGUAAGUGUUGGUUUUUUCAUGUUUUGUUGGGGCCUUCAUCCUUGUUAACUUAUAUUUUUUUACCAGGCAUCACACAUGUUAAACUUUGUUAUGACGCAUUCAAUCUAUUUUGAAAUCUCUUUUUUCUAACCUCAAAACCCAAGUUGUAUGAGAAAGUUAAUUAGCCUGGAGAACAUGAUCACUUCGGGUGGAGAUGAAGUAAAAGUACUUCCUAUCUGACUUUAGCUUGUUGACGUAGUCUAAUCCUUCUUGGUAAUUGUUUUCAAAGAGAUUAUUGGGUUACCAGUGUAGAAGGCUGAAACCGAAAGCAGAUCUCAUGAACGAUCCAUUUUUAAUCAAAGAUGAUGUGCCUUUCUUAGAAGCAUGGUAUUCUCUGAGCAUUCUUUCCAGCAGUUUCUUGUUGAAGCUGAUGGAGUUCUUUUAUGCAGGAUAAGGAUGCUUUUGCAGCUCUACUGAGGAGAAUUUCCAGAAUACGGAAAACCAAUGGGCCUAACUACGUUGUUUUGAGAGAUAAAUGACUUUGUGCUGAUGCUGCAAAGCUAUUUUGCUCUUCAAAUCUUCUGCUUUGCCUGGCACCUGCUGCAUACUGGUAAAACCGCUUACCGAAGGUGGUUGAGGCUUUCUUCCUCUACAGAAAUUCAUAGCCAAGAAACACUGUAGGAAAUGAUAUUCCUCUACUGCCCCUGCCCCUGCCCUUGCCCCCGUCACUGCGAUGAAAAUAGAUGAAGUAAAAAGAGAGGCAACAAGAAAAUAUUUUCUGCAAACCCUAUGCUUUGACAUUUUUGAACUCGUAAUUCUAUGUUGUUACAUACCGUAACAGAUUGAUGGUACUGUUUACCGGUUGUGUUUUCUCUAGCUUGGGAAUACCCAAUAUUGAUAGUGGCUUAUCCUUGUGUGCAGCACCAUGUUCAUAUUUUUUCGAAAAACCAAUUCUCUAUCAAUCUGUGCUUAUAACCAGUCAUAAGGAAAAUAUAAUUAUCUACGUCAAUGUAAUGUUAUGCACUAUUUUAAUUUUUUCUUUCUUUCUAUUCAAUUAUGCGAUUAUAUAUUUGCGUAAAUUUCACCGAUGGUACCCCUGAGGUUUGUCUUAAUGAUGGAUACCUCCUUAUGAGAAAUAACAAUGAGCCGCUUGUGG